CAAAUAAGAAACUGAAUGUAAAAACAAAAGAAUUAAAAAAAGGAAACCUAAUUGAUAUUUCCCAGUCAAAUCGAACAGUUUGCCCAGUAAUUACUCAUAUCAUCUUUUCAUGUCAAUCAGCUGCGCCUGUUCAAAGAUAGCAUUUCUCAAAGAUUUCCAUGUACCUGCUAUCCUUGACUACUCACUUCUUCAUCCUAAAAACGAUUUCAAUUCGGAUUUUCUCUCCAUCUUCCUUCCGGAUCUAUUACUCUAAGGACCAGUGCUUCCCCCACCAGUUAUGAUUCUUCCCUUUUCUCUAAUACUUCUUUUGCUAGUUUAUGGGCUUGAGUAUUCUCCGAUCUAUGGAUAAACUGGAAAGUAACCUCUUGAACACUGGUUCUUUUUGUCUGUAUAUCUUGAAUAAUCAACUAACUUGUCCAUUUCUGUCGAUUGGCAUUUUUAACGACUGUUUUCGAGUUCCCCUUUAUUGUUGUUGUAGUUAACCCUGUUUCUAUUACUAACUUGAUGGCAUCUAAUCCUGCAUGGGCUUCUGCUACGAACCGGAAGGGAAUAUUUUCAUGAAGAAUUAUCUUUGAGCCUUUUAAUACACCCAGCUGGUCCCGAACCACUAAACUCGAAGCCGAUCUAUAAUUUCUCUUGUCGAAGGCUGCAUCAAACUAUAUCGUUGUACUCACUGUCGCCACUGUUUGGCCAUGAGCUUUUUCGGUAAUAGAGGUAUUUAGGGUUUUGGAUGAGCUCUGCAAACUCCCUUGAUCUUCAGCUCAUUCUGUAGAGGCAACGGAGUAAUGCGGAAAGGUCAGUCUGAUUUGUCAUUAGUUGAAGAAGUUGGUAGGAGAGGCAACAUGAGAGAAAGCUGUCAUUUGAAGAAAGGGCCUUGGACUUCAGCAGAAGACGCGAUUCUGGUGGACUAUGUAAAGAAGCAUGGUGAGGGAAAUUGGAAUGCUGUCCAGAAACACUCUGGACUUUCACGAUGUGGGAAAAGCUGUCGCCUGCGUUGGGCAAACCACCUAAGGCCGGAUUUGAAGAAGGGCAUGUUUACUCCAGAGGAAGAGCGUCGUAUAGUUGAGCUACAUGCUAAGUUGGGAAACAAAUGGGCACGAAUGGCUGCAGAGUUGCCUGGACGAACUGAUAAUGAGAUAAAGAACUUCUGGAAUACAAGAAUUAAGAGACUGCAACGUGCUGGCUUGCCAAUUUACCCUCCUGAUGUGUGCUUGCAAGUAAAUUUAAGUCAAGAAGAGAGUCAUAACGUGGUUUCAACGCCAAAUCAGGACUCCUUUGGUUCCAAUCUCGUGCAGUCAGAUGCUUUUGAGAUUCCACAUGUGGAAUUUGAGAAUUUAGAGCUCAACCAACAAUUUUUAUCUUAUUCACCCGAACUUCUCAACAUUCCUCCAAAAACUAUUGGUUUGUCCAACGGUUAUGGCCAUGUGUUCCCAAUGGCAUUCCCUCCGAAGCAUCUUCAGGAAAGUGUCAGCAACUAUAUGUCAUUGCCCAACCAAAUGACUGAUUUUGCUUGCAAGGAAAAUUUUGAUGAGCCCUACAAGUCAUCUUCUCCAUAUGAUUCUGAUUUCAGUACCAAUGACCAAUCAUCAUUUGGUAUACCUCCUGGCAGUGAUGCCCUUCUAAAUAGUAAUUUCUCUCCUUCUGAGCCCUUGUCCGGGCCUAUGAACUUGGAGCUCCCUUCAUACCAAUAUUCAGAUAAUCAACAAGAUAGCUGGGUCAAUUCUUCAGUCCCGCUACCUUUGGUUGAGUCUGUUGAUACUCUGAUCCAGUCCCCUCCAAUGAAGCGGGCUAAGUCAGAAUGUUUUGCACUACAAAACAGUGGUCUGCUUGAAGCUGUACUUUACGAGUCAAAGAAGCUUAAUAGCUCAAAGGAUGAUUCUCGUCAGCAGUCUUCUAAUUUGAUGCUUGACGAUGUUGCUGAUUUUCACCUGAAGGAUUGUGAAUUAGAAUUCGAAGCACACUGCGACCCGAAUUCUCCUUCAGCUCUUUCUGCUGCAUCCGUUCUUAGUGAGCACACUCCUGUUAGUGGAAGCUCAUUGGAUGAUGAAUCACAGUUUGUUGAGAGCAUUCUGGGAGGCAACGGCAAGAAUGAAACUCCGAAUCAUAUGGCUAUUUCUGGACUAGAUGAUUUUCUGGGACGUGGUCAGUUUGGUCAUGACAAUGGGUGCGUGAACGAUAAACCCAUUGUAACAGAUGUUAUAGCGGCUCUUCUCGGUGAAGAUACUUGCUGUGGCAACUAGCAAACUCGUCUUGUAUUCGAGAUGAAAGUGGUGGUGCCAAGUGCGUUUAUGGCACUCUGAACAAAUUGGCUGAUGUUGGAUGUAGCACUUGAAGUAACAGAUUGUGCGAGUUUGAUUUUCUAUGGUGCUCAGUUCACGAGAGAACAUGAUGCUCAAAGACCAAAUUGAUUGCAAACAUUCAUAUCAGCGGUGUAAGUCUUACUAUUUUAGUGACAUUAAUUGCACCUCAAUUCGACAAUGAGAGUUUUAUCUUAGCUUUUGCGAUUAGAUGAAAAAGCAUUUUUUAUUGUAAAAGUAUAGUGUUUUUCAUUGUUUCUACAAUAAAAAAACAUAUUUAUUUCAAGUCUUUUUCCACCGUAAUGAAAAACAGUUUUAUAGGUUGAAAA
Messenger RNA from Gossypium arboreum, 2626 nucleotides. RefSeq names its product transcription factor GAMYB-like. The record is from RefSeq and is a predicted model, not a curated record. The coding region runs from base 786 to 2240 and encodes 484 amino acids. NCBI's taxonomy places the organism in Eukaryota, Viridiplantae, Streptophyta, Magnoliopsida, Malvales, Malvaceae. The transcript has 6 exons.